CUUCAAAAAAAUUGCACUUUUUUUUAUGUGUACAUCAAAAAAUUCGUGACACUUGCGGCAAAUCCCCGUGUGAAGUUGAGUUGCGUACGUCAUGCGCUAAACGAACACUGAAUCCGUUUUUUUCUCUUAUUGGAAAUUCUCUAAAAAUUUUAAAAUCUGUAUGUUCCACCUGAACCGUUAAUUGUGUUUGAAAUGGCCCAGCAGGAAAAAGUGAAGGAGUUCUACGCCACCGAUCUGGUCUACCGGUUCGAUAAGUGCAAAAAGAUCAUUUUGGGUUCUGUGGUAGACUCUUACGAGGGCUCCUCUGAGGACGUUGACGACAUGUAUGCCCUACGUAAGGGCCAAAUUAGGGUGUCAUGGAGCAACAGUUCAAGGGAACAAACCUGGCGUGAGAGUAAGGUUCGCCUAAUGAAUAGGAGCAUUAGUCCAGGAUCUAUUGUCAGACGAUUAGAAAAAGGCAAAGAAACCCAAAGGGGCUACUGCAAGGUCAAUAAGCAGAUUGUCACUGUUCAAAUUAUCGGAACCGAUAAGGUUAUAGAACAUGUGGACAGCGAGAGGCUUCAAAAUGUUAGACCUUUUAAUAUUGAUGAUGCAGUUUGUAUGGGAAAUAAAUAUGGAAGAAUUGAGCAUAUAGAUCAAAUGAUCCAAAUGCAGUCAAUAGACGGCUCCAUUGUUGAGGUUCUUACCAGCAUAAACACCGAAGUGGAAGACUAUUGGCUGUCGAAACGUAAUCGACAGCCCCUAGACAUAUAUUAUCCUGGUCAAGAAGUGAUCUGUAUACCGGCUAACUUGGAACAACCCAACUGGAUCAACAAAACGAAAGCGAUGAAACGUAACAUGCACCAACGUCUAUGGUGCAGAUUCACGGUUCAGAAAGUUACCGAUAUGGUGUUGGAAGUCGCUUUUUAUGGUAGCAAUGGAUAUUUGCAUUUAUCCGAGAUUAGCGGUGAGGAGCCCAAAAAGUUAAUUCCUCUAGAACAUCUCUCGGAUACUUGUCUGGAACUCUUGGAGCGUAAACUGCUCAAGUUGGGCUCGCACGACGUCUUACUCAAAAAAAAGGACUGGACUAGGAAAAUGUCCUUAAUGUACCGGCCCGAGGUACCUAAAGUUCGACAUAUAGUCAGUAACUCUAAAACGACUUCGAAAGUGCAAAGGCUGGGCAGCUGGUCACUUUUACAGCCCACCACACCCACGGAUGUGGAGCAAAAUGAGGCGCCAAUUUUUCCAAAUAUUCAAGAUCCAGAAGACGAGUGGUGGACGGAAGAGGGCGAAGACUCGGACGUAGAAGCGGACAGCGGAGCGUCGAGUCAAAGCCCCUCGAUCGUGGGCUCAAAAAAGAUGCCGAAAAAGAAACAUUAUCCACCGAAACCGUGCGAACUGAACGCCGGCCACACCCUGCCCGUUGAAAUAAUCUGUAUCGAGUCCAAAGUGACGGUCGUGUGGCAAGACGGUACCGAGGAAAAGGAUAUACCCUCCACUCAGUUGUAUUACUCCGUAUCGCUGGACGAUCAUGAAUUCUUCCCCGGCGAAUGGGUGAUCAGGGAGAAUUCGAAAAAUGAGUUACCAGAUGAGUCCGGACAGUACGGUGUCGUCCAGAAAGUCGAUUAUAUCGAGAGGACGGCCACUAUCAAAUGGUUUAAUUAUUUGGCCAAGGAGAAGAAGCCGCAGUACGUGAACACGGAGGAGUUGAGCGUGUACGAUCUGAAAAAACACGCCAAGUUCGUGUUUAAGCCCAAGAGUAUUGUUAAGGGUAAAGCUGGCCAGGAAGGAAAAAUCGGCUCUGUGGUAGACAGUUGCAUCGAGGGAUAUGUGAUAGUGAAAUGGAUGGGAGGCGCUCAGGAAAAUUGUUGGCCCCAGGACAUCGAACUUAUCCCGGAUAUGGCCGAUUACGAUUACUCCGAUCCUGGAGAUUCUGAGGAGGAUAAAGUGGCUUCAUGGGAAACAGAAAGUAUAGAAUCGUGCGUGGGGAGCGAUUUAACUAACGAAACCGCUCUGCAAACUAUGGCCGCCAGAUUGGACUUUGUCAGGUCCAGAUUAAUGUAUUUGAGGGAUGCUUUUGUUAGUCAAACGUUUCCUGAAACGUUCGGAAUCCUCAAAGACCUCCUGAUAGUAUACGAAAACUCCAGCUACCUGGACAAGCUCUUAGGCACCUCCUACUUCAGCUUAAGAAGUAAACACUUUCAGGUGCUAAUAAUGAAGGCCAAAGAAGAGGCCCAAUCGCAAAACAUCGAGCUGCGCGGCCGUUUGUUCAAUAACGAACUCGGGAUCAGCGUGUCGAAGUUGAAGAACGCCGAGUCCGAGAAUAUGAAGAAAAUGUUGAAGCUGGAGAGUAAAAUUAAGGAGAUCGAGAAGAGUAAGGAGGGCGGCGUCGGGGGGGCGCCCUCGACCACCGUCCCCGCCACCCCGGAAACCCCCGAUGGCGGCGAGGCGCCCCUCUUUAAUCAGUCCAAGGGUUUGGACGGUUUGUGUCUCGAGUUGGCCUCGACCUUGAUCAAACGCAUGGAUUUGGCUUAUGCGGAGAUUAUCAGCAGGAUCGGGGGGAAACAGGCGUUAAGUGUUAUGACAAAGACUAUGGAGUCGAGUCCAGCGAACUCCACCCCAAUGCCGAGCUUCCCCGCCACCCCGGACGAUUCGUUUUCGGUUUUGACCCCGUUAAAACUGAAAAAACCGGAAAAAGAAGCGCCGGAACAAACGUUGUUGGAAAUCACCCCGCCCAUAGGUGAAACCGAAUGGUAUAACGCCGUAGAGGAAGCGCCGCAGACGCAUCAUUAUUAUAACACGCAGUUCGAGCCGGAUAACGUACAAAAAUUCCUUAAAGCGGUCAUGAAGGAAUAUAAACUGCUAAGAGACUCUCUGCCCUCGAACGUAUGGGUGAGAUCUUAUAGUGACCGUAUCGACUUAUUGAGCGUGAUGAUUAGAGGGCCAGCGAAAACCCCUUACGAAGACGGACUGUUUUUGUUUGAUAUUCAAUUGAGCGCCGAUUACCCCAGGUCUCCCCCUCUCGUGUAUUACAUAAGUUACAGCUCGGAAAGGCUGAAUCCCAACUUGUACGUCGAGGGAAAAGUGUGCGUGUCCCUUUUGGGCACUUGGAUGGGCAAAGGUACCGAAGUUUGGGGUCCGGAUAGUACCCUUUUGCAAUUAAUCGUGUCCAUCCAGGGACUGAUUCUGGUGGCCGAACCUUAUUACAACGAGGCGGGAUACGAACGUCAAACUGACACCCAACAGGGCUACGAGAAUUCCAGGACCUAUAACGAGUUGGUUAUUCUCAAAUUGGUUCAAAGUAUGACUGAAUUAUUGAAAAAUCCACCGGAAGUGUUCCGUAAAGAGAUCGUCAGUCACUUUAAACAAAACGGAGAGAAAUUGUGUAAUAGACUUGAGAAGUUUUGUUCUGAUCAGGAUCCUAUAAAACCGGGAUUUCCUUUACUCCCGGUAAGCAAAGGCCUAAAGCUAUCCCUAAACGCCGCCCUAAAACAGUUCAGACAAGUACUGGCGAUUAAGACUGUUGUUACGAACGACGUCGACUAAAUCAGUAUUAAUUCGGAAGGCGUCAGGGUCGAAUGUGAUAUUUUUUAUUCUCAUUUUGCUCGAGUUUAUAGUGUUUAUUCGUUUUUAAUAACCGAGAGCAAUAAUAAAAAUCAAUUUCCUGACGCCCGGGUCAUUUUUUUUUAGUUCUCUCUAUCUCACUGUAUUUUAGCGUUAAUCAGUGCUGUAGUUUUUUUUUUCUUUUUGAAUGAACGUUUAAUUUCCAUUAUAGAAAUCAUUAUUUAUUUAUUUAUUAUUUAGUUGUUGGAAAAUCAAGAGUAAUUAGUCUUGUUCCUCUUUGAGCUGUGGUAUGUAACAUUUCGAAAUAUACCUCUUACAUACGUA
Anthonomus grandis grandis is the source of this 3867-nucleotide messenger RNA. Its product is annotated as (E3-independent) E2 ubiquitin-conjugating enzyme UBE2O. Lineage: Eukaryota; Metazoa; Arthropoda; Insecta; Coleoptera; Curculionidae. The transcript is spliced from 16 exons. The coding region runs from base 193 to 3525 and encodes 1110 amino acids. The record is from RefSeq and is a predicted model, not a curated record.